This is a messenger RNA of Pimephales promelas (fathead minnow), 1835 nucleotides long. NCBI's taxonomy places the organism in Eukaryota, Metazoa, Chordata, Actinopteri, Cypriniformes, Leuciscidae. The record is from RefSeq and is a predicted model, not a curated record.
CACCCUCAGGUGAGAUAGUAGAGAUGCAAAGCACAUCUUUCUCACACACAUUUAUGUUUGUUUCUCCAGUGUUUAACUUUCAUUCGUUUUCUCCAUACAAACAAACUUCGUUCAUGUGACGUUUAUUAUUUCAGGAAUUAUAUAACGUCUUCAUAGCAAAGUUAACUAAGUUUCUCUGAGCAGCAGGGAAGUUUAUUUUUAUUUUAUAGAUUUGGGCAUCGCUUCUGCGCCGAGCACGAUUGCGCGUAAAUCUCAGCGCGAGGCGCGCCCGGUGCUGUCGAGACUGGGCGUCAGAGCGCGGGUGCUCGCCACGGGAGUGUUGGGUGUCGUCAUGGUGCUGGGGCUGGUCAUCCUCAUCCCGGUGCUGGUCAGCGCGGCAGGAUCGGACCCGCGCUACGAGAUGCUCGGCGCGUGCCGCAUGGUGUGCGAUUCGUCCGGAACGAAGUCUCCAUCAUCAGCACCGGCGGACAACAGUUUAGUUCAUUCCCCGCCAACUUUCAUCCGCGGUACAAAAGGAGAGCCAGGGCGCUCAGGAAGGAUCGGUCCGAGGGGUCAGCCGGGUCCGCCCGGACCUCCAGGUCCCCCGGGGGUCAUAGGAGAACCAGGGCCACCUGGAUUACCCGGUCCGCCCGGAGUCACCGGUGUCAUAAGCGCAGCGACGUACAGCACCGUCCCCAAAAUCGCCUUCUACGCAGGGCUCAAGAAGCAACACGAAGGAUACGAGGUGCUGAAGUUUGAUGAUGUGGUCACUAACUUGGGCAACCACUAUGACCCCUCGAGCGGUAAAUUUACCUGCUCCAUCCCGGGGAUCUACUUUUUCGUGUAUCACGUAUUAAUGAGAGGCGGUGACGGGACGAGCAUGUGGGCUGAUCUGUGCAAGAAUAAUCAGGUGCGUGCAAGUGCGAUAGCGCAGGAUGCAGAUCAGAACUACGACUACGCCAGCAACAGUGUGAUCUUACACCUGGAGCCCGGAGAUGAGAUCUACAUUAAACUAGAUGGAGGCAAAGCCCACGGGGGAAACAACAACAAAUACAGCACCUUCUCAGGCUUCAUGGUCUACGCCGAUUAACACCUGUGGAAGAAACUGCACUCUCAGAUGUACCUCGUUCUGACGUCACGGAGGGCACAGAAAAAGUGGAACCCCUCGAGCCUGUGAAGGAUGCAGCAACUGAUCGUCUGGCUGCGAACAAUACGUCUCCAAGCAUGUGAACACACACACACACUACACGCACAUUAGUUUUUAGAGAAGUCACUGUGAUGUAGAAACAAAUCUUACAGUGUAACACUGGUGAUUGUAGUAUAUUUAUUGAGAGAUUAACCGGCAGAAAGCAGAAAAUCAUCAUUCCAUUCCAUAUGUGCGUACCGUACAUAGCUGACCCGAAGAGGCUGUUCUAGAAAACACGAUAUUAGCCCGGAAACAGUUCAGAUGGCAUUUCUUUAAUCACUUCUCAUUCUUCGCACACUGAAUGUCACAUUCAAACCACAAUUCUAUACUGUUUUAUAUCAAUGUUUUCAUUUUAAAAUAUUACCAAUGUCUGGUAUGUGCAGUGUCAAACAAAUUGUAAAUAAAAUAUAUUGUAUGAUUUGCAUGUGUGUAUAAAUUUCCAAUAAUACUAAGCAUCCCUACAUAUUUAGUGCAACUACAUCAAUCAUCAACAUGAAAUUCUAUGAAUGUCUUUGACUAUUUAGAAAUGUUUUAACUUUAAAAGGACUAAACUAAAUGCUGUUGUAAAACAUCCUCGUCUACUGUGUAUUCACAAAAGAAUUUUAAAAAAGGGAAUUAGUUUUGUAAGCAUUAUACUUAUGCAAGAAAAGUCACCAGCAAACAAACAAAA